Acanthosepion pharaonis is the source of this 963-nucleotide messenger RNA. NCBI's taxonomy places the organism in Eukaryota, Metazoa, Mollusca, Cephalopoda, Sepiida, Sepiidae. The record is from the annotation of a GenBank genome assembly.
AUGAUUUCUUUUUUUCCCACCUUUUCUUUUUUACUUCUUGUCGUCUUCUUUUUACGACUUAUCUUCUUUUUAUUUAAUGUCUUCUUUCUUUUACACUUCACCUUCUUUUUACUUCUUGUCGUCUUCUUUUUGCAACUUAUCUUCUUUUUAUUUAUUGUCCUAUUAGUUUUACACCUUAUCUUCUGUUUAUUUAUUUCUGGCUUCAUUUUACACUUCACAUUCAUUUUACACCUUAUUGUCAUCCUUUUACACCUUACCGUCUUUCUUUUACUCUUUCUUCCAUUCCUUUUGCACCUUAACUUCUUUUUAUUUAUUUUCCUCUUCCUUUUACAACUUAUCUUCUUUCUUUUAAUUAUUGUCUUUUUCCUUCUACACUUUAUUAUCUUUAUAUUUCUUGCCAUUUACCUUUUACAUUUUACCUUCUUUUUACUUCUUGUCGCCUUUCUUUUACGCCUUAUUUUCUUUCUUUUACUUCUUCUGCUCUUCCUUCUACACCUUUUCUUUUUUCUUCUUUUUGUCCUCUUCCUUUUGCAACUUAUUUUCUCUCUUUUACAUCUUCUCUUUCUUUUACACUUUAUUCUCCUCUUCUUUUUACCUCUUAUCUUCUUCCUUUUAUCCUUGUCCUCUUCCCUUUACUUCCUUCUUCUCCUCUUCCCUUUACUCAUUAUCCACUUCCUUCUUGUCCUCUUCCCUUUACUAAUUACCCUCUUCUUUUCACUCUUUGUUCUCUUCCUUCUACUCUUUAUCUUAUUUUACUUCUUGUGCUCGUCCUUCACCUUCUGUCUCCCUUUACUAUCAUUUUACUCCUUGUCUGUCUUAAUAAUGUUAAUUCAUGAUUAUUUUCCUUCCAUUGUUUUUUCAUUCACUUUUUUGUUUUUCUUUCAGUGUUCUUGGUGUCUGUUACGUACAAUUCGAAUACUAAUUUCUGUUUCUCCCUUAUACACGUUUUGCUUUCUUUCUUGA